CAGGCCGUCGCCCGCUCCCAUACGCCGAGGCAGAGAAAACAGUGGGAAUUGGAGAGCUCAUAGCAUCUGCCAACAGCAUUCACUUCGCGGACAAUUCAUUACUCAAACGAAGUAGUUGUGUGCAUUUGAAUGGGCGUACAAAGUGACAGAAGCCGUGCGGUCGUCUCAUGCUAGCUACGUAACGUUAGUUUAGACUGACAAUGAAACAAAAGCGUGCAAUGUGUCAAGGGGAACAUUCCAAUUAAAGCGCUACAGAAAAUACAAGGACACCGGAGCUGUAAUUUAAGAGGAAAGGUGGAUUUGGGGGAAAGAAGAAGAACCUUUUAUGGUAAUGUGACUCCACCAGAGGCUUCAUUUGGCAAAGCCUGGUUCCUCGUGAGAAGCUGACGCCAGCCCGAGUGUGUGUCCCCGCCUGCGUGUCCUGAUGAUGUCGCGGCACAACCAGCGCUUCGAGCGGGACUUCCGCGGGGCGUGGGAGAGGCGGGAGCGCUGCGCCGCGCUGGCCGCCGCCGUCGGCAACAACAGCAACAACAACAACGGCGGCGGCGGCGGCGUCUGCGGGAUGACUAACGGCUGCGGAGCGGGCGGCGGGGUCCCGGUGCCCAGCGGCGGCAACAACCGCCCGGGACUCCUCCCCUUGCCCGUCAUCCCCUCUCUGCUGCCCACGCCGGUCACCGUGGCGACCACCACCUCCAGCAGCGAGCUGGCCUGCAAGCGCCUCGUGCUGCCCCCCACCACCUCCAGCUCCAAGGUGCCCAUGCUGCCCGCCGGGGACGGCCACGCUCAAGGGCAGGUGCUGACCACGGGGGUGCGGUGGGGGCAGACGCCCAUCAACCAGUCCACGCCCUGGGAGACGGACGAGCCCCCGGCCAAACACAUGCGGGAGAAGGACCUCACAGGGUCCCUCUGGCCGCCAGUGGCCACUCAGUCCAGCCUGCUCGCCCACUCCUACGGGAUGCCCCAGGCGCCCGCCUACAGCCAGUGUGUGACGGUGCAGGCGCCCAUCAUCGGGGUGACCCCGACGCUGCCCAACCCGGUGCCCCCGCCGCACCCGCUCAUGAGCGCCCACUACCAGCUGCCGCAGCAGCCCGCGCCGCCCCUGGCCACCAUGGUGCUCAACAUGCACAGCCAGCCGCUGGGCGUGGCGGGUUUACCGCCCAUCACCAUGUCGCCCAUGACGGGCGUGUGUCAGGUGGCGCACCCCGUCCACACCGUGGUGGGCAACGGGCACAUGCACAACCACAUGGCGCCGCCCGCGUCCUGCCUGCCCACCGCCGGCGCCACCUGCGCCCCUCCUCUGACCAACGGGCAGGCGGCGCACCUGCAGCCCCCCCCCGCCGUGCCAGCCAUGCUGCCCGCUGUCGCUGCCGCCGUCGCCGCCGCAGCCGAGGGCACCAACGGCCUGCAGAUGCUCCGGACGGUGGGCAUGGGGAAGUAUGAGUUCACCGACCCCUGGCAUCCCAAAGAGAUGUUGAAGGAAUUGAACCAGCAGCGGCGAGCGAAAGAGUUUACAGACCUGAAAAUAAUUGUUGAAGGCAAAGAGUUUGAAGUCCACCAAAAUGUUCUAGCUUCCUGCAGCUUAUAUUUCAAGGACAUGGUUAAAAGGUUGUCCAGCGAGAGCCGGGGCGGCGAGAAGCUGCGUCUGCUGAUGAGCAACAUCAGCGCGGACGUGCUGGAGCUCCUGCUGGAGUUCGUCUACACCGGCUCCCUCAUCAUCCACUCGGCCAACGCCAAGACCCUGCUGGAGGCCGCCAACAAGUUCCAGUUCAACACCUUCUGCAAAGUCUGCGUCUCCUUCCUAGAGAAGCAGCUGACGGCCAGUAACUGCCUGGGCGUGCUGGCCAUGGCCGAGGGGAUGCAGUGCACGGAGCUGCACAACAUGGCCAAGGCCUUCGCCCUGCAGAACUUCCCCGAGGUGGCCGGCCAGGACGAGAUCCUCAGCGUCUCCAAGGACGACCUGGUCAGCUACAUGUCCAAUGACAGCCUCAACACCAAGGCCGAGGAGCUCGUCUACGAGACCGUCAUCAAGUGGAUCAAGAAGGACCCCAGCAGCCGAGUCCAGCACUUGUCGGAGCUGCUGGCGGUGGUGCGGUUGCCCUUCAUCCACCCCAGCUACCUGCUGAACGUGGUGGACAACGAGGAGCUGAUCAAGGCGUCGGAGGCGUGCCGCGACCUGGUCAACGAGGCCAAGCGCUACCACAUGCUGCCGCACGCGCGCCAGGAGAUGCAGACGCCGCGCACCAGGCCCCGGCUGUCCGCAGGUGUUGCAGAGGUGAUUGUGCUGGUGGGGGGUCGGCAGGUCAUUGGCAUGAACCACCGGUCCCUGACAGCCGUCACUUGCUUCAACCCGCAAAACAACAAGUGGUACCCCCUGGCCAGCCUGCCUUUCUACGACCGCGAGUUCUUCUCCGUUAUUUCAGCAGGGGAUAAUAUCUACCUGUCAGGUGGAAUGGAGUCGGGCGUCCCUCUGUCAGACGUGUGGUGCUACAUGUCCCUGCUGGACAACUGGAACCUGGUGUCCAGGAUGACGGUCCCGCGGUGUCGGCACAACAGCGUGGUGUACGACGGCAAGCUCUACACCAUCGGCGGCCUGGGCGGCACGGGGAACCUGGAUAACGUCGAGAGGUACGACACCAUCACAAAUCAGUGGGAGACGGUGUCGCCCCUCCCCAAGCCCGUGCACUCGGCCGCCGCCACCGUCUGCGGGGGCAAGAUUUACGUGUUCGGGGGGGUGAACGAGGCCGGCCGCUCGGCGGGAGUGCUGCAGUCCUACAUGCCCCAGACCAACACCUGGAGCUUCAUCGAGUCGCCCAUGAUCGAUAACAAAUACGCUCCGGCCGUCACUCUCAACGGCUUCAUCUUCAUCCUGGGCGGAGCCUACGCCCGCGCCACCACCAUCUACGACCCCGAGAAGGGCAACAUAAAGGCCGGCCCCAACAUGAACCACUCCAGGCAGUUCUGCAGCGCCGCCAUCCUGGACGGGAAGAUCUUUGCCACGGGCGGCAUCGUGAGCAGCGAGGGGCCGGCGCUGAGCAACAUGGAGGCCUUUGACCCGUGCGCCAACGCCUGGAAGCUGCAGCAGAGCCUGCCCUGCCCGCUGUUCCGCCACGGCUGCGUGGUCAUCAAGAAGUACAUCCAGAGCGGCUGACGCGGGCGAACCUGAGCCCCCGCGCCCCCGUGCCCGCCCACGCGCCACACCACGCCACCAUGCGCCACCCCGGCUCUCUCUCACUCACUCACUCCAGCACAGCCGCCCCCAGGAUUAGCAGUGGUGACAUUGAUGCCUGGCGUGAACACACACCCUGCCCCCCGCUCCAACCACACACACACACACACACACACACCGCUCGCACACACUGACAGACUCUCUCUCUCACACACACAUACGGACAUACACACACACACGCACACACACCGCUCACAUACUGACAGACUCUCUAUUUCACACACAUGCGGACAUACACACAUACAGUACACACACACACACAGCUCACAUACUGACAGACUCUCUAUUUCACACACACAUGCGGACAUACACGCACACACACACACCUCCCCCCUGUACUUUCUGUCUAAUGCUCCCCUUUCCAGGCCUGUGCGCCCCCCCCCCCCCCCUUCUGCAGACUCUCCUCCUCUCCACAGAAUGUAGAAGUUAAUCUUCACCGUUCAGUGCAAACAGGGCCAGCGCCUCAGCAAUGUGGCAUCGCGUAACCGAUCCCACCUUGUGGCGCUUGAACUAGAUGUUUGUAGUGGCACCAGCCUUAACGCUAUCGUUGUCGGGUUGAUUCAAGUACACACUAGUGUGUGUGUGUGUGUGUGAGAGAGAGUGUGUGCAAGUGUGUGUGUGUGGGCGUGUAUGGGCGCGUGUGUGCAUGUGUUUGUGUGUUUUUCCACUGGUCAAGUUACAGUACAGCUGGGGGGAUUUUUUUUUCUUCUUCUUCCUGCUUUUGCUUAUGUUUUCAUAAGAACAUUUGCACUGAUUUUUUUCUUUCCCUUGUCUGUUUUUAUUUUUCUUGUUGUUGUUGUCAUUGUUUGUUUGGUUUAGAAUGUAGACUUGUGAACUGGCUCAGUCUUAGCUGAUCUCUUUUCGCUUUUCGCUCCUUAACUCUUAUUUUACUCGCUUUGUUUCAUCGCAGAGAUUGUCACCGUAUUUAUGCCGUGAGUAGGACUCGCCACACUCUCUCUCCCUCUCUUCUCAUUUCGCGUCUCACCAAGGAGCUACCUUAUCGAUGUUAGCAAUUACCGUCCAUAGAUCUGUCCACACGCCACUUCUAGGGCAUUCGUUAACCUUCACGUCACCAAUAGGCUCUGUACAAAAUCAGUGAGGAAAAGUGCACAUAUCUUGAAUGUGAAAGUCAUUCCUUUUUUUUUUUUUUUUCGAAAAAAAAACCCUCGAGUGAUUUACAGUGCUCGUCACAAAGUCAAUACUGCUGCUGCUGCUGCUACUGAAGAUGGAGCUACGGCCAGGCUCACGUCACGUCACGCCACGUCACGUGCCCGGGGGUGGCUCUGCCCCACUCCUGUGACUGUAUGUGCCCACGGCAAGGAGCAAAGGGAAGGGCCCGCCCGGAUGCCAACUCAUCCAUACCCGAGGAGCGAGACAGAAGACGGCUGCGAAAACGGACUCUCUGGCGCGAAAAAUAGCCUCUCUGCUCGCACUCAUCCAAAGCACAAGACCCGUACCGGCUCCAAGCAGAAGUGUUCCAGUAUGCCUUUUUUUUUUCUCUUUGUUGCGUUUGUUGCAUCUGUGUUGCUCCUCUACGAGCCCAGAGACCCUGGGGGAUGGGCGAUGCCGCCGCCGCCGCCACCGCCGCCUCCUCUGGAGAAGGGACAUAGUUCGACUGAGGCUGCUGGGAUAAUGAGGACGGGAGUCUCUGUAAAUUAUUGGAAGAAGAAAAUGUUUAUUUUAGGAACUCAAAGUGAUGAUUGUUUUUAGAAAAACAAAUAGUUGCAAAAAUAUCCUGUACCAAAAAAAAAAAAAAAAAAAGAACCAGAGAAAGCUGAUUAUCAGUAGCUGUUGUUAUUGUUUGAUUAAUGAUGGAGUGUCAUUAAGGAAAACAGCGAUGACUGUGCAGAAAUUACAAUUACAGAAUUCAUGGCCUGAGAAGUUGUUUAUUUCUUUGUUACUUAACAGGGUAGAGGGAUGAUUCACAUCCCUCUGAAGACAUGCUUUGUGUUCUCACUGAGCUACUGUUGCUGUCAAGACAAAAUCCCUCCAUGAAUCAAUGCAGAACUACAGCAUACA
This is a messenger RNA of Sardina pilchardus (European sardine), 5245 nucleotides long. Its product is annotated as kelch-like protein 29. Gene Ontology annotation, molecular function: protein binding. The coding region runs from base 425 to 3148 and encodes 907 amino acids. The transcript is spliced from 14 exons. The record is from RefSeq and is a predicted model, not a curated record. Lineage: Eukaryota; Metazoa; Chordata; Actinopteri; Clupeiformes; Clupeidae.